Messenger RNA from Meriones unguiculatus (Mongolian gerbil), 10177 nucleotides. It is a transcript of the gene Homer2, whose product is annotated as homer scaffold protein 2. Gene Ontology annotation, biological process: regulation of store-operated calcium entry; G protein-coupled glutamate receptor signaling pathway. Gene Ontology annotation, molecular function: G protein-coupled glutamate receptor binding. The record is from RefSeq and is a predicted model, not a curated record. The transcript is spliced from 9 exons. The coding region runs from base 188 to 1219 and encodes 343 amino acids. Lineage: Eukaryota; Metazoa; Chordata; Mammalia; Rodentia; Muridae. Gene Ontology annotation, cellular component: plasma membrane; cytoplasm; postsynaptic density.
CCCGCCCGCGCCUGGCGGCGGCCCCGACACCGGCAGAGCAGCCGCGCAGCCGGCGGAAUGGAGCGGCGCCGGGGCUGAGCCGGGCGCACUCGGGCCGCCGCAUGUGCCGCGCGGGGAGCAGCUGCCCAGCGGCCGGAGAGCGAACGCCAGGGGCCCCGUCGGAGCGGCCGCGGGAGCAGCGCCGGAGAUGGGAGAACAGCCCAUCUUCACCACGCGCGCGCACGUCUUCCAAAUUGACCCCAGCACCAAGAAGAACUGGGUGCCUGCAAGCAAGCAGGCCGUCACCGUCUCCUACUUCUACGAUGUCACCAGGAACAGCUACCGAAUCAUCAGUGUCGAUGGAGCCAAGGUGAUCAUCAACAGCACCAUCACCCCGAACAUGACCUUCACCAAAACCUCCCAGAAGUUUGGGCAGUGGGCUGACAGCAGAGCCAACACAGUGUUCGGUUUGGGGUUCUCCUCUGAGCAGCAGCUCACGAAGUUUGCAGAGAAAUUCCAGGAGGUAAAAGAAGCUGCCAGGCUAGCCAGAGACAAGUCCCAGGAGAAAACUGAGACCUCAAGCAAUCAUUCCCAGGCAUCCAGCGUCAAUGGGACGGAUGACGAAAAGGCCUCACACGCGAGUCCAGCCGACACACACCUCAGGUCCGAGAAUGACAAGCUGAAGAUCGCUUUGACACAGAGUGCUGCCAACGUGAAGAAGUGGGAAGUGGAGCUGCAGACGCUGCGCGAGAGCAACGCCCGGCUGACCACGGCUCUGCAGGAGUCGGCGGCCAGCGUGGAGCAGUGGAAGAGGCAGUUCUCCAUCUGCCGGGACGAGAACGACAGGCUCCGCAGCAAGAUCGAGGAGCUGGAGGAGCAGUGCAGCGAGAUCAACAGGGAGAAGGAGAACAACAGCCAGCUGAAGAGGAGGAUCGAGGAGCUGCAGUCGGAACUCCAAGGAAAGGAGACGGAGUUGAAAGAUCUCCGGAAACAAAGUGAAAUCAUACCUCAGCUCAUGUCCGAAUGUGAAUAUGUCUCUGAGAAGUUGGAGGCUGCAGAAAGAGACAAUCAGAACCUGGAAGACAAAGUGCGGUCUCUCAAGAGCGACAUCGAGGAGAGCAAGUUCCGGCAGCGCCACCUGAAGGGCGAGCUGAAGAGCUUCCUGGAGGUGCUGGAUGGAAAGAUCGACGACCUCCACGACUUCCGCCGAGGCCUCUCCAAGUUGGGCUCCGACAACUAGGGCCUGCGAGCCGGGGCGGUGAGUGCGCGCGAGACGCAGCGGGCGUGGGGCGGGCUCCGCGCGCGUUGCCGAGCAGCCGCGGGUGCGCGCGCCGCCCCCUGGCCGGCUGGGCCGUCCGCCCGCUCCCCCAGACGGGAGACCUCUGCCUCCCCGGCCGCGGGAGGCUGCGCGCAAGCGGGAGCCUCUGACUCAGGAAUCCAGACCUCGGUCUACCUUAGCCGGCCAGGCAGGGUGUUUCUAUCUCUCUAAGGGCUGCCGCAACCCUGGGCGCUGGGGGGCGGGGGGGAGUGUUUUCUAAUCCAAGUACAGAGAUCCUUUACCGUGGGCCGUGGGGCGCCUUCCACCGAGCAGCGUUCGGAGCGAGCGUGCGACUCUCCCGUGGGCGCGCGGAGGGAGCGUCUCUUCCGAGCACGCGUUUCGUUGACCUUAUGAAAAUGACAUCUACAAAGUUUACACUCAAAAAGCUUGUCAAAGAAAAAAGAAAAGAAAAAAAAAGUACAACGUUUUAAGUAAAUUUACUAUUUUGUGUCGGAGCACAUUCAUAGUUAUCCUCGGCUACAGGUGGCCCUUGGGCUGUAGGUCAGACGUUACCUACUUGAAAAAAAAAAACCACUUAGUGGAGACGCAUCCAGAGGGAGGAGAAGCCAGAAGUUUUCGGGUGUGCUUACUGAUUUGUACCGUUAUAUCCCAUCUCCCCUGAUUUGUUAUGGUUGCAACGAUGUUCCUCUUUCUGUUUGUUUUCCUGUUUGUUUUUUGUUUUUAAUUUCGGAGCAGAUGCUUAUGCCGUGGGAACAGCACGCAGGGAGGGUGUCCAGCACAGUCUUGGCACAUAAUAGGUGCUUAAUAAACAUUUGUUCAAUCAAAUACAUAAACAGAAUUUAGCGUUUUAAUCAGACCCCUCCGCAGAGUUCAGGCCCUUGUAGAAUGAUGCAUCAUCUUUGCUGUGCCGAAGUAGUGGUCAGAAGUGAACGCAGUUUGCUGCAGGAGAACCCAAAGCUGGCCCUGAGGCACGGACGAUGGAAAUGGACACAGCAUAGACUCCCCAGAGGCCCUCCUGCAGGGAGCCCAGCCCCGAUCCCAAUAGAGCUCACUGCCUUCGGGACAUGCUUCUCUUCUCAGCAGAGGGCCUGUAGUCUGAGACCUCCGGGAUACCGAGAGGACCCGGAAUAGGAGCUGCCCUAGCUCAGAAGCUAGGCUGGGCUCCCAUAAUGGAUCUGAACAACUGAGGAGCUAUACUACAAGCCACAAGGGCGAGAGCUCCUCGGGUGGCAGCCCUUGGCCUCAGUGACAGAGAAGCUCUGCCCAGGUCCGCCUUUCCUUCCGCAGUUCCUGCUGAGGAAGGGCCUGCAGCCACAAGGCUCUCUGCUCAUGGAGGACUUAGCGGAGUCGCUGGGCAUUCAGGUCCACAGGCGUCUUUUCUCAGGAGAGGCUGCCCAAGGGAGACAAAAUGUGUCCAGUCCAGACCCCCAGCACUUCUAAAGUCCUUGGGCAAGGGAAACAUUGGCGUUCCCUACCCCUCUGCGAACCCUCUAGAGCCAGGCAUGGUGGCACAUGCCUGUAAUCCCAGCAGAGGAUUACAGGGAGACAGAAGCAGGCGGAUCUCGGUGAGUUUGAGGCCAGCCUGGCCCACAAAGGGAGUCCAGGACAGCCAAGGCUACACAGAGAAACCCUGUCUUGAAAAACCAAAAAGAAAGAAAGAAAGAAAGAAAGAAAGAAAGAAAGAAAGAAAGAAAGAAAGAAAGAAAAUAAACAGAAAAGGAAACAGAACACCAAAAGAACCUUCUGGAUAUGUGUUCACGUGGGAUUACAAAUUCUCCCUCCUGACUUCACAUAAACGAGAAAGCAGCCUGAGGAAGGAGCUGGGGCCUGGCAUGUUCAAGACCCAGGCCCUGUAGUCAUGUCCAAAGCCUCAUCUUUCUUUGCAGUAGCUGAGCAGUCACUCUUGCGAUAAGAAAGGAAGGAAGCAUGGCAUUGUGGCAUGGUGAGCUCUGUUAGGGAAGACCUGUCAAGUUGAGGUGUGGUAACUCAGCCCAGUGGUGCUGCUGCUCCUGCCUUUCCCACCGCUCCAAUAGCUCUCAAGUCAGCAGCAGCUCCUAACGACAAGAGAACAAAGGCUGGGUGGGCUGUGGCCCCACAGGGGGUAAGGGGACUCUUCCUACGCCAUCCUGGGCCCUUUGUCUGUCAACAGGCUCCCAAGAGCUCUGGACACUGGUAUCCUCAGCUCCCUCUCCAGAUGGCCUCUGUCUGCAGAUGGCAUCAUAUAGAAAGAGCUCUCUUGGCUGGCUAGAGUGUGAACUAGUGGCAUGGACUUCCAGAAGUGCUGAGAUUGGAAGUGCAGAAAGUUCUGGAAGUCAUUACCAUGGUGGGCUCGCUGUUAGGUCGAGGCCCACGUUCCCCGUUGUUAGCCACUGAAGAGUUUGGCAAGCUUCUCGUAGCCAGUAGAUGGGGGAAAUAGACUUUUUAUGCUGUUAGAGGUUGGAGCUGUCCCCAACCUCCACAGCCCUGAGCCUAUGAGCCAAGGGACGCCCCCGGAGGGUGAUUUAGGCUCCAGAGUGAAAGCAUGAAACGUUAGCAUGGAGCUUCUGUUGCAUCUGCUUUCCCUAAAGACCUCAUGACUCUUCAUUUGCUUUCUUUUUAAGAGCAACCAUGGCCCAGGAAUAGCCUGGAUAGUCAGUCAGUCAGUCAACAAGAGGCUAUCUCUGUCUGUAGCUUCUAGCACUGCAAAAGAUGGACCCUGUAACAGAGUGAAUGGCCCACCGAAAUUGUUUCAGUAUGCACCCAUACCGGUGUGACAUACCUUCAUUCGUUAUGACGCCCAGCACAGUCUUGGGACUGCUGUCAGGACUUCAAACCCUGUGCGGGCGUUUGUGGGCAGUUUCUGCCCGGCAGUUAUGGCCACAGCGUGCUAUCUGCAGAGGCAGGUGUCCGGGGAGCUCUCCCGACCUUGGCCUCUCCGGAAGGAGCUGUCUGCACCUUGCUUAGCUUGCUUCCCGCACGCCAUCCACAAGGGGCACAGUAGAGAUGUCACCUUAGACCUUAACUGGAUAAGAGAAGUUGGCAGAGAUUAUCAAAGGCAGCAGAGGCAGUGGCAUGCCCAGGGCUGCCCAGCUGUGACCAGCGGCAUGGGCUCUUGGGCCUCCUGGACUUGGGACAUGCUAUUGUUCUCCCCUCGGGGUCCCUUAGAUGAUGAGAAGUAAGCACUCUUGUGCCCUGUUAAAAACGUUACGCUGUAACAUUUCACUGUGUGCCCACAAAAAAGAACAGCUAGUGGAGUCUGCCUGUGUUCACCCUCCAUAGCAAGGCUCGUUCUUUUCCGCUUCAGAUCAUCUCCGUGCUCAGAGAGGCCAUUUCUGCGGGACGCAGGCUAGCUUUGAGUUCUUUCCCGAUGGCUUUAACGGAGGCACAGUCAUCUUUUUAAAGAGAGGGAAGGCCUUUGGCGGCAGAGACAUAAACAGUGUUCUGGCCCAGAGACGGCCGGUCCGGAUGAGCCGUGGCUGGGCAGGUGCUGGCUGAUCAGUGCUAAGAGCAGGGGGCGUGCCUGGCAGGCUGUCCUCGGGGCGAGCUGCCCUCCAGCCACAGCCGACAGCAGUGUGAUGGGCAGUACGCGCUCUGCAUUUGGUGCCAGGCACCUAAUAAACUGCGGCGUGUGCUCCACUUCACAUGCGUUCCCAAAGCACCACGGCCAAGCCCAGUGUUCGGGGGACUCUCUCUAUAGACAGGACAGCAGGGGCAAACUUUGAACAGGACCCAUCUUUGGCCGCACGUGCAGCCCGGUGCGUGCCUGGAAGCAGGGCAGCCUGCUAGGAGCCCCAGGGGGGCUGCCCUUCAGGGCGCUGAAAGUGGGUCGCCGGAAGUUACGGUCCUUUGAUUCGGGGGAACGUCCCUGGGUUUUGAAGCCCUGGCAACACCAACCAGAAGUUGAUUUGUUGUUUUCAAAUCAACAUCCGUACCUGUUCUGAAUGCUAGGCGUGAUUUAGAUAGACCACGACUUCGGAGGACAUGGCUUCCCCCAAAGGAGUAGAGUCCAUUCUUGGGACAGGGCUGUGACGGCAUGGGGGCGGAGUCCCGAACAGAAGCAUGAGUGACUUACAUGUCUUUCCUUAGGCCUUUCUAAAGAAUAUCAAUCCCUCUUUAAAAGCAAGCCUGGCGAAGAAGGUGACUUUGGUAGGAGCUUUGAGCUUUGAGCAACAUUCACGUGUGUGCGUGUGCUUGAGUGUGCUGGAAAGGAAGCAUCAGGGAGAGCCAGAGGAACGAUUAGGAAGAGUCCAGCCACAGCUGCCUAUGCGGGAGGAGGCUGAGUGGCCCUGGGAGUGAGGCUGAGGGUUCUGGAUUCCGCCUCUGUGGGGCUCCGGGCUUGUGUGAAAUUGCAUGGUGCCCCACUCUUGCUGCCGAGCGGCCUUGGGGCCCCGUGGCCCCGUGAAGAAGCGCAGGUGAACCACAGCGGAGUCCGAGCAUGCCGGCUUUGUCGGGAGACGUGGGGAUGUGCUGCGUCUCCGCCCUCCUGUACCGCUCCUGCUAGGAAGGCCUGGCUCUCAGGUCAUUGUGUGCUGUCCCCUGAUGUGACAGCAGGGAGACGCCACUUACAUCUUCCUAAGAGCUAAAUGCUAAGUAUGGGUUGGAUAAGCAAAGUAUUUCACAAGUACCAUUUGUUUCUUUUUAAAUGCUUUUUUGGAACAUAAGUAAUAGAUACUUUUUAAAGAAAAAAAAAAGAAACUAAAGAUAAAAGGAACAAAAAAAAAAAUUCACCCUUUGUUCCACCGUCUGACUGUAACCACUGUUAACAGCGUGGCCCUCCAGCUCCCCACACAGCCGCUCUUGUUCCUUCUCCAUGAAAUAGCCUCCUGUCCUGCACACUCUUCCAGUGACUGUCUUCUCCCCUUCAGCAAACACGCGGCUACCACUUCUUUAACAGCCGGGAAGGUCAGACCUUGGCUAUCUAAGCCGGUCCUCGUUUUCUGCCCUUGUAGUCAGGACAGGGUAGAACUGUUCUACAUCUUUGUAAACUGUUCAGAAUAUUUGCUUAGAAUAAGCUUCUGGCACUAGACUUUCCCGAUUUCCGCACCCUGGCGCCUCUCCUUCAGCUCCGUCAGCACCUUUUGUGGUGGUUACUCGGGGCCCUGGGGGUAGUUCUGGCCAACGAGCUGUGAGCAGAAGUAGCGUGAACCGUAGCCAGGACGGUAGGCUGCCCCGCGCUCUCGACUCCAGUGUCUCUGACCCUUUGCCUGAGCGAACCGUGACAUCCUGGGAGAGCGUCACCCAGUCUGGGAUCUUGAGUGACUGGAUGGGACCGCUCCUUUGACCCUACCCCACCCGCCACUGACACGGGCAAGGAGCAGGGAUAGGGGCAGACCCUGCAGGUUUUCCCGCUGGGACUUCAGGGCGGGCGUCUUCCUACAGCACGCGCGGCUCUCUUUUAACCAUGAAGAAGAAGGGCAUGCACGCUUUUAGGGUUCCAAACACAUCACUUCAACUCGCCUUUCAGGAAUGAUGCCCCCAGCCAUACCUCCGCUGGCAGCGAGCGUGAGUGCCCCGCCCCUCUGCCGGGCUGCUGUUGUCAUGGAGGCAGGAGCUAACAAAAUCACACUUUCAGUUAAAAUGUGAUCUUCAUUAGCAAACGAGAGCCACCUGCCUCUGCCACGUGGCUUCCGGCCUGCUUUCUAUGUCCUUUGUGUUUUCAUUCAUUCUUCUUCCUCCUCCUCUUCCUCCUCCUCCUCCUCCUCUUCCUCUUCCUCUUCUUCUUCAUUAUCAUCUUUCUUCUUCUGCUUCUUCUUCAUGUAUAGCUGCACCACUUGGGUGCCUGGUGUCCAAGGAAGGCCAGAUGAGGGCAUCAGAUCCCCUGAAACUGGAGUUACCGGAGGUCGUGAGCAGCGGUGUGGGUGCUGGGCGUCGAACCCGGUCCUCUGAAAGAGUAGCUAGUGCUCUUGACUACUGAGCCAUCUCUCUAGCCCCCAACCCCCUUUAUUUAUUUAUCUGUCUAUUUAUUUAUCUUUGAAACAAGGUCUCAACCGUGUAACCGUAGCCAGCCUGCAGCUCUCUGUAGACCACUCUGGCCUUAAAUUUGUGGCAAUCCUUCUGCCCCAGCCUUCUAAGUGCUGCAAUUACAGGCUUGCUCCACCACACACAGUAGGCUCACUGAUUUCAAAGUUCUUUUCACAAGUAUUAUAAAAAUUAAAGUUGUAUCAUGGCUUUUAAGGAAAAAUGCUUAUACGUUGAAAAGAAACCUUUUUAGUCAAAUCUGCCCUUUCCUUUAUAGUUAGGCCUCUGCUGUCGUGAUUGUGAAAGUUUUUCUGAUUCUAGUAUAUUCAGCACCUUCCGGCAUAUUAUAUUUAUCAGUGUGUUAUUUUGUAUAUUCAUUGUCUUUUUCAGCUGUUGAACCUCUGACCUAUGCCAGGUGUUGUGGUGGCACAUUCUUGUAAUCCCAGUAGUGGAAGGUAGAGGCACGAGACCAGCUGCAUAGCAAGUUUAAGAACCAGGCAGGCAGAUCUCUGUGAGUUCGAGGCCAACUUGGUCUACAUAGUAAGUCCCAGGCCGGCCAUGGUUGCGAAGUAAGACCCUGUCUUCAAGACAGAAUAAAACAACAAAAGAAAAACUACCUUUCUAUUUUAUUCCUAAUGCAUUUCUAAAUUGCACCAACACUUUUUUUGGGUGUAAGAAUGCUGGACUGAGUUAUCUGCCUGUACCGUUUGGUAACCCUAACUUUAGGUUUAAAUCCCCACUAAGAUUUUUUAUUAUUAUUAUUUCCUAGUCUGUUUUGCAUACUAAUAUUAACAAAAGAAAUUCAGGGACCACUUUAUAAAUUUUGGAGUCAUUAUUUAUUGGAUUAUAUAAUAUUUCUGUAUCAUAAAAGUAGCAUCUUUAUAACCUCUUUCGUUUCACUAAAUUUAUAAUGUUCGGUUUUGUGUCCCCCAGUCUGUUUUUUAUUUCUCAUAAGGGUAAUUUUUUUCAUUGCGGUUACUGUUGAAAAUGAGAUCUUUCCCAGCAGUUUACUGUUUCAUAGGUGUAGCACUGCUUCGUUAAUGAAAAUCUUUCCCCUUAGUUUUCUAAUUGAGGACAUCAAAUAAAAGUUAUGUAAACUUAGACAUAAAAAAAACUGUAGAAAAUGAAAAUCUCCUAUAACUGAAAUUCCCUCUGACCCAAGAUACUCGAUGAUUGUGUAACACACACACACAGUUUUACCAUUUUGACAGUUUGAUACAGCCCUUCUGCUACUUGCAUUCUUUCCUUGGCAGAAGAUCUUGGCCAUCAGGAAGCAUCGAUUUGAUCUACCUCAUUUUUAUCUGCGUAGAAGAGUGUGUGUCGGCAACGAGUUCAUUUCAUGUGUCUUCAGCCGCUCACUGAUUCCUUUUACUCUCAUACUUUGACUCGUAACUUCAUUUGCCGUCCAUGUAGGUGUUAGUUUUGAUUAGUGAUGAUUUGAUGUCCAAAUUUUUCACUUUCUUGCCCUCCCACAUUGACCGGCACCCCUAUGACAGUGACAGCUUUGUCUGUGAUUAGGCUGGUCUUGGACAUGCUUCUUCACAUACCUACCCCUUGGCGAGGACGUUUUUAGUCUCUUUCCAGAAGUAUUUGUGUCUCUAGUUUGCUGGCAAUUUUACAAGUAAGGGAUAUUGGGAUUUUAGGAAAUGAAUUUUUAACAUGUCAAGCUGUUCAAAUGAUUUUUCUCUAUCAUGACUAUCACGUAGCAGGUCUGCUAAUAUUAAUUAAGCCCUCCCCUCCGUUUCUCCAAAACCCUGAUAGAGUCACAGGAUGGUUCUUUUCAUGUACAUCUCCUUUCCAAGUUAACAGUGGUUACUCAUGAUUGGUUGGUCUUUGGUAAAUUUUUGCUUUGUCUUAUUUGUGCUUUCAGAUUUUUCUACAAAAGUUGCCUAUUACUUGUAUAAUAAAAUUAAGAGCUUUACAAUGAGAAAAUACUUUUCUUGAUUUUAUUGGUUCCUUUUAUUUUGGAAUUUCAUAUAUUAUUAAUAAGAUGAGUAAAUUGUGAUUUUUCUGCUGUCUUUGCCAGGUGUUUUUAUGUGAACUUCCUUUAAAAUAUAUCUUGGGCCACUUUCUAUAUCUUUUUCUAUGCCCUGGAGUAUAUAAUUCAAAUAAUAUUUAGAACACCUUGAUCUUUGAAGUUUUUAUAACAUGUAUAAAACUGUCCAAGUCUAGUGCCUUUUAAACAAAUAAUCCUUUGAUAAUUUUAAAACUUUUUCCAUGCUCAUUGGUCUCCUCACAAUUUCUUCUUAUUCUGUAAUAUUUUUGACAAGCUAAAUUUUUCCUAAAUAGCUGUCUUUAAGAUUUUGGGGAUCUGUUGGAAUGGAAUUAUAUUAUUUUUCCCUUACUGUUGUGUCUAUGCUUCGACUUUUAUUAUGGUUAGUUUUCCAAUAAUUAGUCAAAUUUUAGUCAUCUUUGGAAUUUAUGUGUAAAUUCCAAAGUUUUAUUAUUUUGUAGUUGUUUUUCCUUGGUAAUUUUUUUUCACUUUUUCAAGUUAAAGGCCAUCUUGACUUCUUACAAUGAAAGGCACAGUAAAUCAUGUUGUAGGCCUGUGGCCUUUCCUCUGGACACAUUUGUAUCCCAUGAAUGUUAAUAUAUGAUAUGAUUGUUAUAAAUUAUCAUUUCAUAUUGGUGUUUAUCUUUUACUGAGGAGUUAUUUCAAAUUGUACUUGGAGAUUUCCAGAUCAUUUGAUAUUUGUUGCUGUUGCUUUUAACAUUUCUUAUAAACCUCUGCUUUAUUACCUUGUUGUCAAAGAGGGUACGGCCUGUACAAUUUGUGCAUUUUGGAGUUCAUUAACAUUUUGUUGAGACCUAAUAAAUUUUUAGUUUUAAUAAGCAACCUGGGAAGUGGGAGAAGGUAUGUUCUCUGCAAGCAACCAUGUUUGAUGUGUGUGUACUAAUUUCAUCUUCCUAAGCAUACUGGUGUGGACCUUUCCGUUUUAUUUCCUUGGUUUAUUAAAGACUAAGAAAGACUGCUUCUCACUA